This is a messenger RNA of Asparagus officinalis (garden asparagus), 616 nucleotides long. RefSeq names its product calmodulin-like protein 3. Bases 146 to 616 code for a protein of 156 amino acids. The record is from RefSeq and is a predicted model, not a curated record. Lineage: Eukaryota; Viridiplantae; Streptophyta; Magnoliopsida; Asparagales; Asparagaceae. Gene Ontology annotation, molecular function: calcium ion binding. The transcript has 2 exons.
CGUCUUUGUGUUGUGGAGAUCUACAGCACCACGCGCUCUCGAGCAUCUUUUCCUUUCCUUUAAACGCACUCCAUUCGUCUCUCGAUCCAAUUAAUUACAGCUACGUCCCCAUCUCCAUCACAAUAUUCUGAACUCAAUCCCUCCCAUGGCUCCCCUCAUCAUCUACACUCUCCUCUUCCUCUUCACUCUCCUCUCCUCCUCCCUCCUCAUCAAAUCCAAGAAACCCUCUCCUCCUCCGGCAACGACGAGGCCCCCUCCGAUGAUGAUUGAGAUCGAAAACGGGAGGAAGAGCGAUCUCGAAACGGUGUUCUCAUCCUUCGACAGCAACGGCGACGGCCUCAUCACCUUCCAGGAGCUCCUUGACUCCCUCACAAGGCUUCGGCUGUCCGUCACGCCUGAUGACGUUAGGAGCAUGAUGGAGAAGGUGGACCUGAACGAGGACGGGCUGAUCGACGUCGAGGAGUUCAGAGUGGUGUACGAUUCGCUGCUGCUGAUGGACGGUGAGGGUUCGCUGAUGAGGGAUCACCAUCGACUAAUCAGCUACCCACCAGCAAUUGGCAUAUGGAUGACUUUGGACAUGUAUUCCGAUCCUCACCUGAAAAAGGUGACAUCUUAG